AGGAGAGUCUCGACUAUUCAAGCCGUGGCAAGAAGCAAUGGACGACCCAAACGCCUGGCCAGAUAUUUAUUCGGCUGCCUUGGACUGCGAUCUGCUAUUUGACAAGUGCCUGACACAAAUCGCCGAACCAAGGACAAUCGGGCUCCUUAACGAAUCUGCUGCCGCCGUUGGCCGUCUUGCGAGAGACCACCAGGCCCGGUUUCAGGCUUGGGCAUCAUAUUUAGGCGUCUUUGCCGAAGAAGAUGUUUGCCUUGAUCGUCGCUUAUCCAAAAGCAAGGAUGUUCAAAUAAUGGUAAUUAAUCUGCUUCGCACUAUCUUUCUCAAUUUGCGAUAUUUUUUGCGAAUAAUCCAAAUAAGAGACAAUGGUACUCGCAGGAUAGUCCCGAAAAGGGAAACCGAGUUGGAUAUUCAACAGUCGGCCCCAAGCAUUGACAAUCUCGCGGAAGACCUUAGCCAAACACAGGAAUCUAUUGAAGGAGCUAUUGAUCGUCUGCACCGUCUCGGAGUAACCAUCCGACAGUCUUCGACCGCCGGCUUGAUCUCAAGGGUGAGAGCCUUCUCAGCAAAAAGAUCAGAUUCCUCUCUAGAAGAAAUGUCAUUCUUGAUGAUCAAAUUCCUCUACCCAAUGGCGCCAUUGAAUCUUCAGCGCCUUCUCAGCCGGUCCAUCUUGGAACGCCACUUCAAUAUAGAGUAUCGAGGAGAGCACCAACGGCGCUUAGCAGCUCGUCGUAUGCUCGUCUUGGACGAUGAUGAUCAUAAAGAAGAUCAACCUCACGCCGACAAUGGUAGCCAAGAAGUGUUGAGACCGACCACUCGAAAAGAUUACGUCAAUGAGGCGGCCGAUAUUGUUCGUGACGACUCUGAGAAGGAAACAGAUAUAAUUCUUUCAAAGUCGGGAACGAAGCCAUCGACUCUCCAGACACAAGAAUUUGAGCGUAAGGUUAACGAGAAAAAGCCUCUUAAAGCUUUAUCUGCCGUUUCCAAGACAUCCUCGGUACCUAUAGGCGACGUUAAUUACCCAAAACCACCAAAGCCUCAGGGAGAAUACGACUGGGCUACUUGUUAUUGGUGCUUUGAGACUUUCCCACACGAUAAGUUCCAGAAUGUAAAAUGGUGGAGGCGCCAUGUCGACCAUGACCUUCGACCUUAUGUUUGUCUCGUCAAUACUUGUUCAGAGUCUCUUGACGCGUUCGAUAGGUUUACCCCAUGGAUGGAACAUAUGGAAAAGCAUCAUUCACCAAAUUGGAUUGGAACGAUCAGUUGUAGAGCCAUGUGGAGGUGCGACAUUGAACAUGAAUCACCAGAAUUGUUUGAAGAUGAGGCUUCAUUAAAAGGCCACAUACGGGAGCACCAUCACGCAAUAUUCACAGAGUCUCAAAUAGCGGGUAUAGCUCGUCGAAGUUCGAUUCGUAUACCGGGAUCCAAAGAUAUUUGUCCACUUUGCAGCUUUGAUUCUAGCAAAAUCCCUCUUGACGCAGAUGAACCGAAUCACUCGCGACAUUCCUUGCAAAUUAAACGAAAAAGGCCUACACAGACAAAAGUAAACGUUGGCGUUCAGGAAAAGCGUAGAAAAGUUCACUUUCAUGACGAAGGAGGGAGGAAAGACUUGGAAUUAACCAGUUCAAGCGGAUCGGAAUUGGAUCUGCCAAGUAGCCCGAGUACUGAGUCGGUUUUACCUCAAGUCAAGGAGCGAUUACAACGCAAGCAACUAUCAAGACACAUAGCAACGCACCUGAAGGCUCUUUCGUUCGUGUCCCUCCGCCUCAAAGCUUUCCAGGAGCAACUUGAGAUAGGAGAUGAAGAUUUUGCUACGGAAGACGGGCAAGGGGACACAAGCGAAGAUGGCGGACCGAGUGGGCUCGAUACCGAGCUCGACGCGAUGUCUCUCGAUUUCGAGGAUGAUCCGGCCAUUCCAGAAUUGAGUAGUGAAACUUUACCUAUUUUUGACUUGGUAUCGGUAUUCACAUCGUCACAACAGAUCCAAGUCUCCGAUCUCGGCCCUCCUGAUCUUGGGAUUGAUGCAGAUGAGAAUGGCGAUUCAGAGAAGAAAUUUUGGGGCCCGCGCAAUUAUGAUUGUUUUGUGAGCCGCCGAGAUAUCGAGGAAAGUCGAAACUCCUUUGCAUAUGAAAAUAGCUCUACUGGCGCAACAAUAUGUCUCACAGACCGCUAGUGUUAAUGUACCAAUACGCUUUAUAAUUUAACUCUUAAUAAUUCGAGUAU
Trichoderma harzianum CBS 226.95 is the source of this 2220-nucleotide messenger RNA. RefSeq lists its product as hypothetical. Bases 38 to 2170 code for a protein of 710 amino acids. The record is from RefSeq and is a predicted model, not a curated record. The transcript is spliced from 3 exons. NCBI's taxonomy places the organism in Eukaryota, Fungi, Ascomycota, Sordariomycetes, Hypocreales, Hypocreaceae.